Messenger RNA from Peniophora sp. CBMAI 1063, 2493 nucleotides. The record is from the annotation of a GenBank genome assembly. NCBI's taxonomy places the organism in Eukaryota, Fungi, Basidiomycota, Agaricomycetes, Russulales, Peniophoraceae.
AUGCCCGAGAACGACCCAGACAAACCCCAGUAUGCGGAGCCGGAAGACUUCAUAUGGGACACGUACCUGCGGGCGUCUAAGGACGAGGACGAGACGCGCCCGAAGAACUGGGAGGGCAGCACGACAGGCAUCCUGACGUUUACUGGUCUAUUCGCCGCGACCGUGGCGGCGUUCAUCGUCGAGAGUUACAAGCUCCUCUCCGUCGACUCCGGUGAUCAGACCGUCCAACUCCUCUCGCAGCUCCUCGUCGCAACCGCGAACGCGUCCUCAGGCUUUCCCGUCGUCAUCACGACGCCCGAACCGUUCUCCACCCCACCCGCAGCCAUUGCUACGAAUGUCCUAUGGUUCUCGAGUCUAUUGAUCUCGCUUAUAUGCGCGUUAUUAUCAACCCUGGUGCAGGAGUGGUCCCGAGCCUACGUGCAGGACAUCAAUAGACGAAAGGUCCUCCAUGAGAGCCUGAUGGAGCGCGCAUUCAAUCACAUAUACAUCCGCAUGGGUGUCAAUCGCUACGGAAUGGACCAGUUCGUUUCAUGGAUCGUAGCGCUGGUGCAUCUGGCCGUCUUUCUCUUUGCGUGUGGGCUUCUGGUCUUCCUCUUCCCUAUUGACCACGUCGUGGCUGGCAUUGCUACCGCGAUCCUCGGACUCUUCGUGAUCAUAUAUUGUGGGUCCAGCCUGCUCCCUCUCCUUGAUAAGAGCUGUCCAUAUAGAACUCCCAUCACAUACCUGAUGGCCUUUGCCUACUGGUCAGUUCUUCGUAGUCGAAUCAGCGGUGUCUUCUUGUCUUUCCGCAAGAAGGCCAACAAUCAGGACCAGAGAACGCUUCGUGACCUCAUCACAAGGCAGUACGUAGGUGGCCAGGUAUGGGUCGAUUGGCGACUAGUAGAGGAAUUCUUGACCGAUACUCGAAGUUCAUUUUUGUGGGAACACACGUAUCCUCAUAUAUCGCCAGAGAACUACGAGCAACUUUUUGAAUCGCUACCUUCUUUCAUUGAUUUGCACCGAGACGGAGCCUAUGCGCUAUUGAGCACAUUAUUAUGUGCCGACAACGAACUCGUGAAGAGCUUGUACCUGCAUCUUGAUCGGAUAUACCGUGCGGUUGAGCCUAUCGAUACCUCGUCGGACCCCAUCUUCCUCAAGAUACUCCUGUUGGUAUCAUAUCUCUCCGAGAGAAUGUUCGCUUCAGAGGUCGAACGAUACAGUCAUGGUCAUCCAGAGGCUUUUGCACGCACCAGCGCGAUACUUCUGCAUGCGAUUGGCGUGGUGUCUCUGAUAGCAGGAGUCGAUGGGCCUGCUCGACUCCGGGCUCAGUUAUGCCUUGGAAGUGUACGAACAUCCAUCGUGAGAUUUUGUCUGAGGGCGUCUUCGACAAUGCCGGCUCUUCAGGAAGAAGAAGUGUCAGAAUUUUUCUUUGAAACACGCAUAUGGGGGCACCACGAGUUCCUGAAGGGACGCCAUUCUAGCGCGGUUCUCCUUUUGCUCGUCAGUGGGACAUACUCCAGGAACCACUGGGAGCGUAUGGAGGAGUCAAACCUGUUACCCUUACACGAUGACGACUGUUGCAGAGGCUGGAGAAGUCUUUUGACCCCUCAAGGUCAUGCGCAUGUAGCAGCGUGCAACGCCUUGACAGUCAUUGCACACAUAAUAACCUCCACCGACGAGCAACUACGAUUCGCUGACUUAUUUCUGGAUUUUGUCUUGUACGACGCGUUGAGAUGGCUUAAGGAUGACUCUGUCAUUCCUUGGAAUGACAGAAUGAAGAUGUCCUCCCACGAGUUUGUGGACAUUUUGCGAUUGGCGGGCCUGGACGAAUGGCUUGAGCCAGAGACCACAUUCACUGUACCUCGCAGAGGCCCUAUCUAUCAAUUCCUCACUGGUAAUGUCGUAGGCGGUAGUUGUGUCGACGUACUUCAGAGACUCGCGCGGUGCGUUGACUUUGAAGCAUACUUCGAGCGUGCAGCAGCUGCUCAGCGCCCGUGCAUGGCAUUGCUGACCCUGAACGCCAACAACAACUCGAAUCACCCUGUUCUUACUCAACCGAUCGCAGACGUCUUAGAUGACACAGAGUCAACAUCAUCGCGUAACCCUCGAACCUUAAAGAUAGACGGUAACGUCGAAAGCGCUCGCGCUCUGCUCGCGGACCCGGAACAUGGGGCCUCCGCCCUUGCCAUUAGGAACGAUCCAGCUACCGGCUUAUACAGAGGCCCGCAUGAGGGGUCGGGCGGCGCUGUUGACCCUGUCGAGCUUGAGCAGAGUCCUGCCGCUCUGAUGGCAGCGCAGCUCAUUGGUGAGGGAGGCGAGGACGAGACGAAUAGAGCUGGAGCGCCCGAGUUAGAGAUGGUCACCAUUGCCCAUGAUCGCGAUGCACAUACGAAGAAUAGGGAAGCUUCGGAUGAAGCCACGCCCGGUGUGAGAGCGCGGCCAGACGUUGAUAUGGAUGCUCGACCUCGCAGCGGCCUUCGUGAUGUUGACGACGGGAUUCAGCGCGAUGCAUAG